Messenger RNA from Euleptes europaea (tarantolino), 1683 nucleotides. RefSeq names its product zinc finger protein 420-like. The record is from RefSeq and is a predicted model, not a curated record. Gene Ontology annotation, molecular function: DNA-binding transcription factor activity, RNA polymerase II-specific; RNA polymerase II transcription regulatory region sequence-specific DNA binding. Lineage: Eukaryota; Metazoa; Chordata; Lepidosauria; Squamata; Sphaerodactylidae. Gene Ontology annotation, cellular component: nucleus. The transcript is spliced from 3 exons. Gene Ontology annotation, biological process: regulation of transcription by RNA polymerase II. The coding region runs from base 1 to 1683 and encodes 560 amino acids.
AUGCAGCCGGCUCAGGGCAGGGUGUCCUUUGAGGCGGUGGCUAUAUACUUCACCCUGGAGGAGUGGGCCUUCCUGCGCCCCUCCCAGAGAGCUCUCUACAAGGAAGUCAUGCUGGAGAAUUUUGGGAACGUGACCUCUCAAAGAAUUCAUGAGGAGGAGAACCCAUGUAAGUGGCUAGUGUGUGGAAAAAUCUUACUUCCCAUCAAAGAUGACAAUCUUGCUUCCCAUCAAAGAUUUCAUAAGGAGAAACCAUGUAAAUGCCUGGAAUGUGGAAUCAGCGUCAGUAAAAGUGGCCACCUUACUGUCCAUCAAAGAAUUCAUACAGGUGAGAAACCAUAUAAAUGCCUGGAGUGUGGGAAAUGUUUCAGUGAGAGUGGACGCCUUACUUCUCAUAAAAGAAUUCAUACAGGUGAGAAACCAUACAAAUGUCUAGAAUGUGGGAAAAGCUUCAGCCGGAGAGACAGUCUAAUUCCCCAUCAAAGAAUUCACACAGGAGAGAAACCAUAUGAAUGCCUGGAGUGUGGAAAAAGCUUUAGGCACAAGGGAAGUGUUACUGUCCAUCAAAGAAUUCACAAAAGGAAGAAAACAUAUGAAUGUUUGGUGUGUGGGGAAAGCUUCAGUCACACUAAAAGCUUGUCUUCCCAUCAAAGAAUUCACACAGGGAAGAAACCAUAUGAAUGCCUCGAGUGUGGGAAGAGCUUCAGUCACAAUGGAAGCCUUACUGUCCAUCAAAGAAUUCACACAGGGGAGAAACCAUAUAAAUGCCUGAAGUGUGGAAAAAGCUUCCGCCACAGGAAAAGCUUGUAUUCCCAUCAAAGAAUUCACACAGGGGAGAAACCACAUAAAUGCCUGGAGUGUGGGAAAUGCUUCAGUCGGACAGACAGCCUAACUAUCCAUCAAAGAAUUCACACAGGGGAGAAACCAUAUGAAUGCCUGGAGUGUGGGAAAAGCUUCAGUCACACUACAAGCUUGUCUUCCCAUCAGAGAAUUCACACCAGGGAGAAACCAUAUGAAUGUUUGGAGUGUGGGAAAUGCUUCAGUCAGAGUACAACCUUGUCUUCCCAUCAAAGAAUUCACACAGGGAAGAAACCAUAUGAAUGCCUGGAGUGUGGAAAGAGCUUCAGUCGGAGUUCAAACCUUACUGUCCAUAAAAGAAUCCACACAGGGGAGAAACCAUAUGAAUGUUUGGAGUGUGGGAUGAGCUUCAGUGAUAGUGGACACCUUACUUCCCAUCAAAGAAUUCACACAGGAGAGAAACCAUAUAAAUGCCUGGAGUGCGGGAAAAGCUUCGGUCACAGGAAAAGCGCGACUUCCCAUCAAAGAAUUCACACAGGAGAGAAACCACAUAAAUGCCUGGAGUGUGGGAAAUGCUUCAGUCGGAGAGACAGUCUAACUAUCCAUCAAAGAAUUCACACAGGAGAGAAGCCAUAUAAAUGCCUGAAGUGUGGAAGCAGCUUCAGUAUCAGUGGACAACUUACUGUCCAUGAAAGAAUUCACACAGGGGUGAAAUCAUAUAUAUGCCUGGCUUGUGGGAAAAGCUUCAAUCAGAGUUCAAAUCUUACUGUCCAUCAAAGAAUUCAUACGGGAGAGAAACCAUAUAAAUGCAUGGAAUGUGGGAAAAGCUUCGGUCACAGAAAAAGCUUGUAUUCCCAUCAAAGAAUUCACACAGGGGAGAAACCAUAG